CCGCCUCGGCUCGUCUGCCCUGACCGCCUGGAAGUGGUUUUGUACCGCGGUAACUCAUGGCCAAGUUUGCAAGACUUCACGGGAAUGUUAUUAAGUCGCGCGCAAACGCUGACAGCCAGCCAGCCAGCCGCGAUCUUCACGGGCAAAAUGCCCGGAACGCCCAGUGCUUCCCAACUUUAAGCUAUAGGACAGGUUCAGGGGUUGGUUGUGUACAACGUUAACCUAAUGAUUGUGCAGCCACACUGUUUGUGGUAUUACUAAAGUUGAAAAAGGAACGUACAGCAGACAAAAGAAGAAACAUUGUAACUACAACAAGCUUGGGAGAAAAAACGUCGGUCCCCUUGUUUCGUCACAACCUCGAUCGGCACAGCGCAACUAACACAGACGCAUUGGGCGCACUUUACUGUGGGUCAGUGAGAAAAUCAAGGAAAAAUUUCGGAUCUGUUUUCUUAAUCUUCACGUUUCAGAUUAAUUUGUCGCAUUCAAGCAAUAGAAAAUAGAUAAACCAAUACGAGAAUUUCUAAAAUUUUAUUUUUGUCAUUAUGCAAUAAUUUUCAUAUUUGGCAUUGCAAACAAACCAGUAAAGGGCGCCCUCUGUAGUAACAGGAAAUCCAGUCCAACAAAAGUUUACGGUUGCUAGGAGAUGCAAUUUGCCGAUAUCCGUGGGCACGAAAAAUAAUGAUUACAUUUAAACCGUUAACAAGGCAAAUUUCGAUGAAUUACACAAACCUUCAUUAAUUAUACUUGGAUAUCGUACGCUUUUAGUGAUCUUUUAUCAUCUUUAACUCAAAUAUAGAAAGAUUUGGAACUAUAUUCGCAAGGACGGUGCACGUAUUCGCCAUUGCAAAGUUGUGACAGGUCGGUCUAUACACAAAAUCGUAAGUUCGGCGGGUCAAACGAACAGCUACACAGCAGCAGGUGUACAUCCAUUACAAUACACGGCAAGUGUUUAUUGGGCCGUGUAUACGAUAAUCGCUCGAUCAAUACACCUGAGAGAGGCCUUGAAAUCGGUUCUUUUGUGUGGUUUGUGACCCGGUGUGCAGGGCUACCGUGUUACCCGCUGUUAUGUGAUAAUGAGACGAUGAUAAUUGCGGACAUCAACUAAGCAAAACAGAAGAAAAUUGUUACUUCGGCGGCUGAAAUUGGUUGCAACAAAUUGACUGCAGAUAUCGUGUUGACAGGAACUUGUUCAAUGUUGAAAAUGUUCUGCUUGCAGCAGCUCUGAUGAAACCACUUGACUUAAGGUGAGGCAAAUCACACAGCUCGCAUCAUUUGGGUCCUGGUAUGAGGAAAGGGACAGGAGUUGAGAUGCAUGAUACUCAGCGUGAGCGUCGAGCCAGACAGCUGCGGCUGGUAUUACAGUGUUCGGGACCAGGGAGUGUGACUGGUAGCCGGACAAGCCAGUGCCGACGGGAAGGCAGACCACAUGGUGGAUACAAAGGUCUGUCCAAGAAGUAUCCUCUGUCCCGUUCUGGCUUUGACAAACAAGAGUUUAUGGAAGAGGUCAAGAAUAGCGUCAAUGCUCAGUACAGGGAGGAACAGAAAUGUCGCACCAACUCACCGCAGUGGCUACCUGCUGCUAACAAGGAGAAGAACCACACAGGGGAACAGCCCCUGAUAUUGCAGAGCUUCCUGGCAGCCAACAAGCAAGAGCAAGUAGAUGGUGUGCUUCCCGCUCCCAACCCUGUCAGCAAGAGACAGAGCCAGAGUGCUGGCAUGUAUCGCGAUGAUCCGGAUUAUUUCUGCCGAGGUAACAGCACACAUCAGUACCUGACUGCGACUGAGAUGCCUGGCCAAUCAGAGAGACUGGUGGACCUGGCACUGGGUCGACCCACUAGGACUAGCCUGUUGCGGGUCAGACAACGAACCAAAUCGGCGCCUGGAGUACGAGCCAUAGUGGAGGUAAAGACUCAUCUACACAAACAACAGCAACUGGCAGCAAAAACUGAAGAGCGCUACAAAAGUGUUGAUAUUCCACAGGAUUUGCUGCCUGUGACAGAAGGUGAUGAAACGGUUCGUCAGUUUUUGAUUGGUGCACGGUAUAACAGGCAAGAUCCUCUGCACUGCUUUAAGAUGAAUGUGCCUGUCAAGGAUAACCUGCCCAGCAACGUUGCACACUUGAGAGGCAGUGUAUCAUUUUUAAACCUGACCGAGAGCUGUGAGUCGUUUGGCAGCGAGUCCAACCUGAGUGAACUAGCAGCGUCGAAUCGGGACCCACCUUGUCCUAAAUCAGCCUGGUCAACCUUGGGACAGGAUGACCGUUUGGUUGCCUCAAAGGGGGCCCUGCAUGGUACUGGCACUCCUGCCCCCAGCCCAUCCCCAGCCAACCGUAGUCAGGAGACGUUCCUCUCCAAGCGUGGUUCAGGGUGGAGGAAGAGACCUAAGCUGAAGAUAAUUGAUGGCAAGUCUUUGAAGCAAGAUGGUGGUCAGGAGUGCUGCAUCAUGUGCAAGAGCGAGGAGUUUCCUAGGCAAUACCAGCGCUUUGCUCCAGGAAGUCACUUCAUGAGAGUCAAGGAUGCAGGGAAGGAGGAGGAGGAUGGAGAUUGGCAUCAAAACAAGGAUCACAUGCUCGUCCAGCAGUAUCAUCUUAGAAUCAUGGGCAUCAAGUACGGCGUGACGUCUGGUCCCCAAGCUCCUCCACCUCCACGCAGUAAUUUGCUGUACACCACCAAGAAGUCUGGGAACACGACAGAACUGCCAUUUAUCAAACAGGCAAGGAAUGUCCGAACCAACAACAGGAACAACAGCGGCGAUGAUUCUCCAACCAACAAACCCCGAGAUGCAAUCCCAGACCGGCCAUCUUCAAACUCAAGCAAGAUCUCUGUCAGGAUUAGCACACAUAGUGAUGUAGAUGAGGAUGCUCAAUCCACACCUCAAGAAGACACUCCCAGAGCUGAUGUUGCACACGGAUAUUGCGCCAAGGAGGAUAACAACAAUCAAGUAGGAAAUGCUGUCACAAAUGGGGAGACUGUACAGGUGGAAAGCAGCAAGGAAGGCAUGGACACGCACAGGAGCAAUGAAGCCUCAGAAGAGAUUGCACAAGCAGUUGUUGAUGAUGCGCAAGAUGAAGGAGAUACCUCAGUUGAUAAAGAUACCGGUCAGGAUGAACCAAGUGGAGCUGUCUCAGCAAACAAUGCAGAACAAGAAGAUGAUGAGAGGCAUGGUGAGGACAUCGCCGAGCAAGGAAUCUCCAAGGACCAUCCUGGUGGCGAGACUCAAGACACGGGUCGGGAUGACGUAGAAGACGAUACACCAAAGGAGAGCAGUGACUUAAAAGGCGAUGCAAGAGAUGAUUCAACAGAUGUUUUUUCCAAAGAAGUCCAAGAUGUGCAACAAACAAAUGAUGAUGUUGCUCGAGAAGACAUUCACAAUGACCAACCAGUGCAUGAUGGUCUCAAGGAACUAGCAGAAAGUACAGAGAUUCAGAAUCCUACUGACUCUGGAAAGGACUGUGAGGCAAUUAAUGGGACAGACCAGUAGCAACAGAAAGAUAUUAUAUUUGAUUUGAUAAUAAGGACUGCCUAACAGUGGCCUGUUGUUGGAAAAAUUACAAUCACUGUUCAGUAAGUGGUAGUAAUUGGAAAUGUUUCAGUAAACUCUAAAUUGUGUAUGGUUGUAUCGUGGAUGCAGAUUUCAACAAUAAUUUGUCGAAUUGCUACCUGAGAUUCACUGGCACAGUCCUUGAACAGGCACAUGCUGUUGCCAAUGUUCUUAUGAAUCUGUGACUAUUUUCACUUAUCAAUAAUGGUUUAAUUCUUCAUUUGGCCAUAAUGAACGGUCCCAAAACAUAAUUUGGCCAAAACGUGAAAAAAUCAGAUGAAUCUCACUUGCCAGUGCCAGGGUCGAUAAAAUCAACCCAGUUGCCAAUAUAUAAUGUAUUGCCAGGCAGAGUUUAAUAUGACAACGCAGCCUCAUAAUUAUGCGACCUAUUUGACCUGUCUUUGACUGGCAUGUAAAUGGGUUUAAUAUUUACUGCAGGUUUUCUUGCAGAGCUUUACGUGUGCUUGUUAUCGUGCUGUGUCAAAUUAACAAAAGUCAUCAGUUAAGAGACAAGGGCGGAUCCAGAACCACAUUUUUGAAGGGGGGGGGGGGCAAGAGCUCAAGUAUUUUUUAUCUUCAAAAAGGGGAAAGGGAUUAGGUAUAUAAUAUAUCGUAUAACUGUAUAGUAUGGGGGAGGAGGCUUGGCCUCUGUUGGUACCCCCCCCCCCCCCCCGGGGGAUCCGCCAGUGUAGCAUUGAUAUUUCUGCUUUCGUAGUGUAAUUUUUGUUGUAAAUAUUUUUCCCGAAGAGCUGCAUACAUUUUCCAAAGGCUUUUUGUUUUCUUACACAGAUUGUUUUGCUGUGAAACACUAAACACUUUGUUGCUUUCCCUUUUAAAACCUUAUUGUCCGCUAGUUAAAUAAUGUAUAUAAUUCGCUAAGGCACAAACGUUUAAAUUGAAAACUUCUUUGUACUGAAAAUAUAUCACUGAAAGUUAGUGAAACAUCCAUUUCAAAGAAACGUCUAUUUAUUAAAAUAAAUUUUCGGUAUAGAAAAUUAGCGAUAUCAUGCAUGGAUGAUUUAAUUCCCUGUUUCAAAAACAGAUUGUGUAAAACACUUAAAAUUGGGAAAUAUUUUAAAUUAUAGCAUAAUUGUUUUUAACUACUGUUUUAUUUUUUACAAAUGAAGUAAAAUUUUUCGGUUACCUAUUAUUUUGAAUGCAAGCCAGAUUGUUUGGGAAGUGAAACAGUAGCCAGAUUUCUUUACGCACUUUUCCCUUUUUUUAUUUGAAUAUGAAAAAAACUGAAGAUGUAUUGUUUUAUUACCACCAGCGAUGGCAUUAUUACCAGGUAUUGUGACAGUUUUCAGGUUUUUAUUAUAUGUUGCUUUUGGAGUGUGUGCUAUUUGCUUCAGCUGCGCUGAGCCGAACUGUAAAUAAAAAGAACACAAGCUUUGCCCUCA
Molecule: messenger RNA, 4940 nt
Organism: Patiria miniata (bat star)
Lineage: Eukaryota; Metazoa; Echinodermata; Asteroidea; Valvatida; Asterinidae
Exons: 10
Coding region: 1285-3480 (731 amino acids)
Source: RefSeq, a predicted model, not a curated record